Maudiozyma barnettii is the source of this 1596-nucleotide messenger RNA. RefSeq names its product Amn1p (gene AMN1). Gene Ontology annotation, biological process: SCF-dependent proteasomal ubiquitin-dependent protein catabolic process. The record is from RefSeq and is a predicted model, not a curated record. Lineage: Eukaryota; Fungi; Ascomycota; Saccharomycetes; Saccharomycetales; Saccharomycetaceae. The transcript has a single exon. Gene Ontology annotation, cellular component: SCF ubiquitin ligase complex. The coding region runs from base 1 to 1596 and encodes 531 amino acids.
AUGACUCCUCAUGACUCUCCAAAAUUCAAUAAAAGAUCAUCAGAAAAUUUAUUUACCGCUGAUCAAUUUCUACAACCACCACAAAAGAGACACUCCAUAGAUUCCUCUCUUUCGAGGUCUAAUUCUGCUCCACAACAAUCAUCCUCUAUCAAGACUCAUGCUUUGACUAGAUCUACCUCUCCAAUUAGACUCUCUAGAAGACAUCCUUAUCAGUAUACUGGUCAUAACAUCUCGGCUAAUUCUACAACAUGUCAUACCCCAAUUAAAAAUAAUAGUCGUACCAGUUUUGACUUGCCUGUUUUACAAGUACAUACAAAACAUACUUCCAUCGAUAAUGGUUUACCAUCUCCAAUUCCAAGUCCUCAAAAACAGGUUUAUCAACAGUACGAUAAAUUAGCUGUUAAACAAACUUUUGUAAAUAAUUUCGCUCAUUUGAGUUUACUGCCAUCAAGAAAUGGUGAAUGUCAUCCAAUCUUUAAUAUCCCAGAAAUUGCUGAACUUAUUAUUAAAAACUUAUAUUUAAUAGAAGUUCAACAAGUAAACGAUACUGAAAGAGUUUCUUCUUCGAACAGAAUUGUGUCAACAUCAUCGACAGUUUCUACCGGCUCUGUCACACCUGUAAUGAAACGAGGUAGUCUUCAUAAUUGUGCUAAAGUUAACAAACUAUGGCACGAUAUUUCUAUGAAAUAUUUAUUAAGAAAUUUAUCAUUCAGGGAUCCAAACAAAUUAAUCAAUUUUAUGUUUAAUUCCAACAAUUUAUAUGGUUCUAACAAGAACCAAAAAAAUUAUCCACGAUCGCUUACACUGUAUAAAUUAAACCAUUUCAAAACUGAAGACUUACAAUUGGGGUUUAAUUCAAUAACAAAAAAUAAUAAUACUAAUAUUCAUUUCAAUGAUUUACAAAAUCUUCAAUUUUAUAUUUGUCCCAAUUUAUUGCCAGUCGAUUCUUGGUUUAAAGAAUUUAGAAACUUAAAGAGAUUAUCGCUUCCAGGUAAUAGAAAAAUAGAUGAUAAAUUCAUGAUUGAAAUAUCAUUACACCUUGUAAAUUUAGAACAGUUAGAUCUAAGAGCUUGUUACAAUAUUACUGACGUGGGUGUGGUGUCUAUAGCAUCUCGUUGUAAAAAUUUAAAAAUGAUCAAUUUAGGAAGACAUAAGAAUGGUCAUUCAAUUACAGAUGUUUCUUUGGUUGCCUUGAGUAAAUAUACUAAUGUUGAGACUGUUGGUAUUGCAGGUUGCCAUGUUACAGAUAGUGGUCUUUGGGAAUUUGCCAAGAAUAACGGGAAUAACGUUAAGAGAUUAUCUUUGAAUAAUUGCAAAAAAAUAACUAAUAUGUCCAUUCCUUAUUUAGUCAGUUAUAAUUAUUUUCCAGAAUUAGUUGUCCUAGAGAUUAGAGAUUUAGAUAAUUUAUCAAAUUUGAAACCUUUAAUCAAAUACAAACUAUGGAAACGAGCUCAAAACAAACCAGUACUAAUUGAAAGUUGUAAUAGAAUUUCCCAGCUACUUAAAUUUGAAGAAGAAAAGAUGAAGAAAAAAAGAGCAAUAGCAUCGUUACGUGAAAUGCAACAAUGGAUAAACGAAGAUGAAGAAGACAAAUAA